This is a messenger RNA of Letharia columbiana, 1044 nucleotides long. RefSeq lists its product as uncharacterized. The coding region runs from base 1 to 1044 and encodes 347 amino acids. Lineage: Eukaryota; Fungi; Ascomycota; Lecanoromycetes; Lecanorales; Parmeliaceae. The transcript is spliced from 2 exons. The record is from RefSeq and is a predicted model, not a curated record. Gene Ontology annotation, cellular component: nucleus; cytoplasm.
AUGACAGAAGCAAAGAGACUGAGAAUGGAUCCGGGUCCAUUGAUUGGCACCCACAAUGGUCACUUCCACGCCGAUGAGGCCCUCGCCGUUCACCUUCUCCGCAUGCUCCCCACCUACAAUCCAUCAGCCCUCAUCCGCACCCGUGACCCAGCCCUUCUCUCCACCUGUCACACUGUCGUCGAUGUUGGUGGCGAAUAUCACCCUGCUCAAAAUCGCUAUGACCAUCACCAACGUACCUUCACUACCACAUUUCCCUCGCGCCCAACCAAGUUGUCUUCCGCCGGCUUGGUCUACAUGCACUUCGGAAAGCCGAUAAUAGCUUUACAAACGGGUUUGGAUGAAGGUAGCGAAGAGGUAGAUAUUCUGUGGAAAAAGGUCUACGAAGACUUCAUCGAAGCACUGGACGCGCACGACAAUGGCAUCUCAGUCUACGAUCCCUCCGAGACAAAAACCCUUCAAAAACGAUUCUAUGAUGGGGGCAUAGGCUUGGGCAGCUUGGUUGGAGAUCUAAAUGCCAACUUCGAAGAUCCUUCCCCCACCAUAAAGCCGGAGGAGGCGCAAGAAUUUGAAGAUGCCCGGUUCCUGCAAGCGAGCUCCCUAAUGGGAUCGAGUUUCUUACGAAAAUUGCAAUACUAUCACCGUGCUUGGCUGCCCGCACGCACGCUCGUGCGUCAGACAUAUGUCGCUCGCAAAGACUACGAUGCGAAAGGGAGAGUAAUGCUAUUCCCUCGAGGUUGUCCUUGGAAAGAUCAUUUGUACACACUCGAAGCGGAAAAGCCGGGUGAAGAGAAAGUGCUGUAUGUUGUAUAUCCCGAAAGUGAGCAUGAAGGUGCAAAGUGGCGUGUGCAGGCCGUAAGUGUGAGCAAAGAUAGCUUCGAGAGCAGGAAGCCGUUACCAGAUAAUUGGAGAGGGGUGAGGGAUGAUCAAUUGAGCGAGGUCAGCGGGAUCGAAGGUUGUAUCUUCGCUCACGCAAGCGGCUUCAUUGGGGGCAACAAAACGAGAGAAGGGGCGCUGGAGAUGGCAGAGAAAGCUAUUGAGCUGUGA